AAAAGGAGGCAGAAGUUGCAGGGAGGGAGGGAGGGAGGGAGAGGCUGCCAAGGCAAAGGAGCAAUAGCAGCAGCAACAGGCGAGAUGAGCCCUUGGGAGCUUUGCUGGGCGAGGAGACCUUCUUCCCAAAGGACCCCGAGAGCCCCCUGAUCGCUGGGAAAAGAUGGGCCAGACCUCCGUCUCCACUCUUUCGGAGCAGGCCAGUGUUGAUGGGAUUGACAAGGCAUCAGUUGCAACCUCAGAUGGACCAGCCCCAGGUUCCCGGACUCCUCCUUUCAAGAGGAAGGGCAAACUUUCUACUAUUGGCAAAAUCUUCAAACCGUGGAAAUGGCGGAAAAAGAAGACAAGUGAAAAAUUUAUUGAAACAUCAGCAGUGCUGGAAAGAAAGAUAUCAACAAGACAGAGUAGAGAAGAGCUGAUAAGGAGAGGUGUCCUGAAGGAAAUAAGUGAACAAGAUGGAGAUGUAACAGUAAAUUAUGAAACCUCUAAUGGCCACACAAUAGUAAUCACUGAAGAAGCCAUACAGGAAGAAAAUGUCAUAAAGACCCCAGAAGACAAAAGCUCCAAACUGGGAAAAGUAUCAGUUCCAGAGGAGAGAAAAGAGGAUAAGAAAGAGAAAUCUAAAGGUCCUGAAAUAUCAGCACCCCGUCCUCCACCACCACCUCCUCCUCCUCCUCCUCCUAAAUCUAAGCCUAAAGCUAAAAAAUCAACUGUACCGCCAAAAAAUGCUACUGCUGCUACCACUAGCCAUAAGACUAAUGAAGUGUCACAUGCUAAAAAAAGAGGCAAAGCUCCUGCUAAGCAGGCUUCUACCCUUCCUUCCAAAACAGCAAGCCGUAGUGUAAAUCGAGAAGCUGCUAGUUCCUCUAAUUUUAAAAAAGUGCAUGUUUCAAAGUCGUCAACUCCUUCUUCCACAUCGUCCCGGCCUAAAACCUCCAAAGAGCCAGUGUCAAGUAAAACAGGCACAGGGACAUCCAGAGACAAGAAGAAGCAUGGAAAACAGGUGACCAUGCGAACUCCUACAGAUGAGGACAUUUCUUUAGCCUCAAGCAUGAAAGCGGAAAACUCAGAAACAAAGGUGAAAGACUCUAAGCCAGAAGAGCCUCUUCAUGUUAUUCCUGAAGCUGGGGACACAACACAACAGACCACAGCUGUUGUUCCUCCCCCUCCUCCUGCUGUUCCACCUCCUCUUCCUCCAUCCAUCCCAUCUCGCUCUUCAGGCUCUCAGCCCACUAGUUUCUCAGACGCACAAAAUGUGCCAGUUAGCACUGAAACAGGCCCGUCUGUUCCUGGCACAGAUUCUAAUGAUCUCGAUACAAAAACUGAAGCAGACAGUGAAAGCUCUCCCAGCAAUGCUGUCUUAGACAAUAGCCUUGGGGGAGAAGACACAGGAUGUUCUGUUACCAAAGAAGACCAGGAAGAAGAGAAUCCUAACCAAGCAAGUUCUGAUCCAACAGAUGAGUCAUCCGAAGCCCUGAACACUCCUGAAAGUGAAAGCAGCAAAGAGAAUCACACCAGUGACUCAGAUUCCGAUGGGCCUAUACUCUACACAGAUGAUGAUGAUGAUGAUGAUGAUGAUGAUGCACAUACUGAAAGUUCGCUAGCAAGCAAAAUACGUCGUAGAGAUACUCUUGCAAUCAAACUUGGCAACAGGCCAUCAAAAAAAGAACUGGAAGACAAAAAUAUCUUGCCAAGAGCAUCUGAAGAAGAGAGGCAGGAAAUCAGACAUCAGAUUGGCACAAAACUAGUGAGGAGGCUUAGCCAAAGACCUACCUCUGAAGAACUAGAACAAAGAAACAUCCUGAAGCAAAAAAAUGAAGAAGAAGAACAAGAAGCCAAAAGAGAACUGAGGCGCAGUCUCAGCAGAAAGCUCAGUUUGAGGCCAACAGUGGCUGAACUUCAGGCAAGAAGAAUUCUACGUUUCAAUGAGUAUGUGGAAGUAACAGACUCUCCAGAUUAUGAUCGUCGUGCUGACAAGCCCUGGGCAAGAUUAACACCUGCAGACAAGGCAGCAAUACGGAAAGAAUUAAAUGAAUUUAAAAGCACAGAAAUGGAAGUACAUGAAGAGAGUCGACAGUUUACAAGGUUUCACCGUCCAUAAUUGUUUGCAAAUAUCCUGUAGUCUGGACAAAGAGUUCCUUCCUGGAAAAGCACAGUACCCUGAAGACCUGAAAGUGCGUUGCAACUGAAGUGUCUGCAGCGGUAUAAUCAGAAAUCAUUGAAUAAUGUGACCUUCACGUUAAAAAAAGUGAGAGAUGACUAAGAGAAUCCCCAAGAGUGGCCAUAAAAUAGAGAAAAUAUAUUACAAGCAUCUAUUUCAGAGUAAAUGAUACUGUGGGUCCUCCCUCCCCCCGCCCCUUGUUAGCACUUGGCCAGAGAGGAGAUAAUUGUUGAUAGGAAAUAAUAAAAUAUUUUCAAAUAGAGUGGAAGCAGGCAGUGCUCAUGUUUUGCUUGUCAGCCCAAAAAAGUAUGUUAAUGCAAAAUUAUUAGCAUUCUUCAUGGAAGUAAUUUAAUGUUGUAUAUGGAUAUUAGAUAAAUUAUUUAAAGUCAGAUCCAGGAUUGUGAGCAAGUCUUUGUGUGCUCUUCCAGAAUCCUCACCUUUCUGUAGCCUGGUGGAAAGCAAUUUGAGUUUUCAGAAACAGCCCAUACAGUUCAGUCAUUUAAUGUAGUGCCAGUACAACCGCUUUGAAUCUCAUUUUGGGAGAAAGGUGGGGCAUAAAUCCAGUACAGUAAAUAAAAAUAUAAAUUAAUCCUAACACCAUUGUUAUUUUUACAAAUUAUGACUGCCAUACUUUAGUAACAUACUCUGAGACAACAGUCUCAAACAGAGCUAAACUCAUGUGAGGUGCAGAGAUUCCAGGAGAAUUUCCAAGCAUGUAACUAUGCACAAAUUGUAACGCAGAUUUUUUUAAAAUUAAGAUAAUGAAAACUAUGGAUCCUGCAUAAUUGCAUUUCAGUUUUUAAGCUAUGUUUCGGAACAAAGAUAUGUGAGACAAUAAGAAUAUGGUAAAAUGAUAAAAGCAUAUCCCUUUUUUCUUUUCUUCUUUUUUGGUAGCUUGAACUACAUUAAACAUAUCCUUGGGUUAGGUUAAAUAAUGUAAGGUCUAGAGGCUGAAUCUCACAUGCGUACCAAGGCUCCACCUUUACAUAACCCUGUACUACUAUGUGCCAACACACCAGUAAUUGGCUGUUUUGGAGCAGAGAAGGGCAUGGCGGGAGCAGUUUUUCAAUAGAAAAAGCACUGGUGUAGGGGCAUUACACUUCCUAUAGGACUUGGGGCAAAACUAUUACAAACCAGAUCCUUCCUUUUGUGAGUAUUGCAUAAGCACAUAGAGGAGGGCUCCCAAAGAACACAACAAAUUCUCUUUCCUCCACUUCCAUUCCCCCAGGCACCACACCAGGACAAUCUGGGGAAUGGGAGGCCUCUGAGCAUCUCCUACCUACAUCUUUGUCCAUCCUAUUCUCUCCACUUAGUCAAGGCUUUUUUUCUUUCUUUCUUGUAAGAGACUGAUGCACAGAAUACCCAGGUGCCAAGAGAGAAGGGGGGGAAACCAGAGAUCUCAUACACUACCUUGUAGUGUGUAGGCUGUAUGCCUAUAUGGGGAAGAAUCAUGCCAUAUGUUUAUCUGUAUUAUCCUCACAAAGGGCCUUGGAGACUACAGAAAGGCCUUGGAGACUGUAUUUGUUGUAUGUGAAUAAUGCGGAGCAAAUUGUCUACUUUUAUACUAUGUUUUAAUUGUAUUUGUGAAAACAUGAUACAUUUAAAUAGUAUAAAGUGGUGUGAAAGAUAGUAUGUGCUUUAUUAUGUGGGCCCUAAAUAUUGUGGCUUAUUAUAAGCCUAUGACAUUGUUUACACUAAAAAAUUGUCUUAUAUUGGCACUUAUUUAUCCUUUUAAUGUACAAGGUGAAACAUUUGGGCCUGAAAUACACAAGGACAUGUAUUGCAAUGUAUUGCAGUAUUACUAGAUAUAUAUAUACAUAUAUAUGCAUGUAUAUGUAUAUAUGCUCUAUUUAUCCUUUUAAAUGUAUGUACAUACUACAAUUUAUUUUUGUCCAUGUGCCCUGUUUAGUUCUUAAUUAUAAAAAGAUAUGUAUUUUUUUCAGGCAAUAAAUGGUCUCUCUGUGUGUGUUUUUUUU
Sceloporus undulatus (fence lizard) is the source of this 4137-nucleotide messenger RNA. RefSeq names its product phosphatase and actin regulator 2 (gene PHACTR2). The record is from RefSeq and is a predicted model, not a curated record. Gene Ontology annotation, biological process: actin cytoskeleton organization. The transcript has 13 exons. Bases 164 to 2101 code for a protein of 645 amino acids. NCBI's taxonomy places the organism in Eukaryota, Metazoa, Chordata, Lepidosauria, Squamata, Phrynosomatidae. Gene Ontology annotation, molecular function: actin binding.